AUGGCCGGAGUGUCAGUGGCCGCCGAGUGGCAACUCCUAUACAACCGGUACUAUCGAAAGCCCCAAAUCUACCAAAUGCAGUGGAAACACGUGGACCUCAGCCGCAACAAGGUCGCCUGUGCCCCUUUUGGCGGUCCCAUCGCCGUCAUCCGCGACGACUCCAAGAUCGUCCAACUCUACGCCGAGUCCGCCCUCCGUAAACUCCGCAUCUUCAAUUCCGCGGGCCUCCCACUCUCCGAAACCGUCUGGAAAAACCCAGGUGGUCGAUUAAUUGGCAUGUCCUGGACCCACGAUCAAGCCCUUGUUUGCAUCACCCAAGAUGGUAUAAUUUAUCGGUACAACCUCCAUGCCCAGCUCAUGGAACCCAACCUACAUCUUGGUAACGACUUGUCCACACAUAGUGUAAUCGAAUGCGUGUUCUGGGAAAACGGCGUCGUCUGUCUGAGUGAUGCUUACCAGGUUUUCUGCGUGUCGGAUUUUCAGAAUCCGCGGCCAUGUAAGCUGGCAGACCCGGGGAUCGAGGAUGCUCCAUUAUGUAUGGCGGUGAUCGAGCCGCAGUACACAAUGUCUGGGAAUGUGGAGGUGCUAAUGGCAGUGAGUGAUCAUGUGUUGCUGGUUGAGGAAGAUGGGGUUCAGCAGGUGGGCAUUGGGGUCGGGCCGUUGCAGAAAAUGAUGGUUUCGAGGAAUGGCAAGUUGUUGGCUUCGUUUACCCAUGAUGGGAGGCUUUUGGUUAUGGCUUCGGAUUUUUCCAAUAUCAUUUUUGAGCAUAAUUGUGAGAUUCACUGUCUUUCUUUUGUUAGUACUAGGUCUCUUCCAUGGCUUGACCGAGCUGAUUCACAUGGCAUGAGCCAUUGGACCAGAGCUAUUUUGGCUGAGCUGAUUUGGCUUGCCAAGAAGAGCUUGUUUGGCGAGGUUUUCAACUUGGCGAAUGUUUCCUAUGUCAACUUUGAUCCUGAGUGUGCAAUAUGGGGAAAUUUUAUUAUAUUGAUCUAA
Molecule: messenger RNA, 993 nt
Organism: Ilex paraguariensis (yerba mate)
Lineage: Eukaryota; Viridiplantae; Streptophyta; Magnoliopsida; Aquifoliales; Aquifoliaceae
Source: the annotation of a GenBank genome assembly